Molecule: messenger RNA, 1179 nt
Organism: Triticum aestivum (bread wheat)
Lineage: Eukaryota; Viridiplantae; Streptophyta; Magnoliopsida; Poales; Poaceae
Product: OVARIAN TUMOR DOMAIN-containing deubiquitinating enzyme 1
Exons: 7
Coding region: 225-671 (148 amino acids)
Biological process (GO): protein K48-linked deubiquitination
Cellular component (GO): nucleus
Molecular function (GO): ubiquitin binding; cysteine-type deubiquitinase activity
Source: RefSeq, a predicted model, not a curated record
UGUAUCUGAUUGAUGUAAUGCUUUAUUCAUGUAAUUGUGUGAAGUGGCGAUUGUAAGCCAACUAUGUAUCUUUUUCCCUUAUGUAUUACACGGGUUGUGUGAAGAUUACCUCACUUGCGACAUUGCUUUCAAUGCGGUUAUGCCUCUAAGUCGUGCUUCGACAUGUGGGAGAUAUAGCCGCAUCGAGGGCGUUACACUUAACCUCUCUGCACCUUCAGUUUUCUAUGGUUUUGCAGGCAUCACAAAAUGGCUGCAAAAAAAUUCUUCAAAAGGAACCUUUAUCAUCUCUACCGCAUGAGUUUGAAAAUGAAAUUAUGAAAGAUAAGGCAAAAAAGCUUUCGGCUAAUUACUCUGAAUAUCGGAAAGUACCUGGAGACGGGAGUUGCUUUUACAGAUCAUUCAUAUACUCAUACCUGGAGCAGCUUGUGAAAGUAUCUCACGAGGAGGAGCUACGUUUACUUGGUGCACUUGAACCUAUGUGGGAGAAAUUCCAAAGGCUUCAUUUGCCUGGUUCAUAUUCAGAUCUUCAUGAUGCUUUUGUGGGCUUCAUACUGGAAUGUAUGGAACAAAAACAAAAACUGUCAGUAAGUGGCUAUCAAGAGUGGCUUUUCCAGGAGAGUCAAAAUGAGCAGAAGUUUGCGAACAGUGAGAAUAUACAACAAUUUUCUUAGUUAUCUUGCCAACUUACUCUAAUUUUCUGACUCCAACUAUUUUUGUUUUGUGUUUAGUACUUUUGUAUCUUUGACUUGUGACAGCUAUUGAGAUAUGCACUAAGGUUGAAACAUACAUAACCGAACUUGGUCAAGGAAUGCCUGAUGCAAUAGGGUACUGCCUGGAGGAGGUUCUCCCAGUGAAGAAAGAUGCACAACAAGUGAAUCUCACUGCGCUCACCAAUGUCCUACAGGUGCCACUCCGAGUUGUUAACAUUGACGUUUCACCGAUUGAGGAGCCUAACAUCCACAUCAUCUACGAGUCACCAGAUUCCUCGGUUCCUACUGUGACACUACUGUAUAGACCAGGGCAUUAUGAUAUCAUCUACUAGAAGCCAUAGCUGUAGACUGUAGUAACAGAUAUCAUAUGACAUGUCACGGGAGAGUUGCUGGCCGCGUUGCGAUAUACUGUACUCUUGUUGUGUACAUCAGCUGCACAUAUGCACUAUUACUGUUUUCCUUCCAUAUA